This is a messenger RNA of Oppiella nova, 459 nucleotides long. The record is from the annotation of a GenBank genome assembly. Lineage: Eukaryota; Metazoa; Arthropoda; Arachnida; Sarcoptiformes; Oppiidae.
AUGUAUCACAACUUCAUAUUUUCCUACACCAAUCUAUUCAUUGUGAACCUCGCCGUCGGAGACAUAUUGAUGGCCAUCCUCUGUAUUCCCUUCACAUUCGUAUCCAAUCUUCUGCUCCAAUACUGGCCUUUCGGACCCUUCAUGUGUGUCAUUGUGUGCUAUUCACAAGCGGUCACUGUAUUUGUCAGCGCCUAUACCCUCAUCGCCAUCAGUAUUGACAGAUACAGAGCUAUAUUACACCCAUUGAGGGCCAGAAUGACAGAAAUGAAUACACGGCUCAUAAUAAUGAUCAUAUGGUUGGUAUCGCUGGUGACACCACUGCCCACAGCCAUACUCUCCCGACUGAAACGGCAGCAAAACAACACUCAUUUGCAUUGCAUUGAGGACUGGAAUGACUUGAAUAAGCGAUACUAUUAUUCAGUGGCUUUAAUGGCAUUGCAAUACGUAUUCCCGCUGACA